This is a messenger RNA of Halichondria panicea, 1572 nucleotides long. Its product is annotated as mannose-1-phosphate guanyltransferase alpha-like. Gene Ontology annotation, biological process: biosynthetic process. The transcript has 11 exons. The record is from RefSeq and is a predicted model, not a curated record. Gene Ontology annotation, cellular component: cytoplasm. Lineage: Eukaryota; Metazoa; Porifera; Demospongiae; Suberitida; Halichondriidae. Bases 125 to 1429 code for a protein of 434 amino acids. Gene Ontology annotation, molecular function: transferase activity.
GCCGCUAGAGUUCAAAGGUUACCCACAUGUAGACUUUUAAUCUAAAAGCCUUUGGGGAAUCCACUAUUUUCUAGCUACAUGUACGUACCUCUAGUAUAGCUUGUAUCUAGCAUUGUGAUCGAGGAUGUACAGACGACAGAGCAGCAGUCAGAUGUUUCAGGGAGCCAUGAAAGCUGUGAUUCUCAUUGGAGGGCCCCACGUCGAUCCUAGAUUCCGCCCCCUGUCACUGGAGCUCCCUCAGCCGUUGUUCCCCAUUGCUGGAGUGCCUCUACUACAGCACCACAUCGAGGCAUGCACCAAGCUGCCGGACAUCAAGGAGAUUCUACUGAUCGGGUUCUACCAGCAGAGCAGGGAGAUGACACGGUUCUUCCAGGACAUGCAUAAACACUACGGCAUACUGAUCAAGUAUCUGCAAGAGUACUGCCCCCUUGGUACUGCAGGCGGUAUCUAUCACUUCCGCGAUCAGAUCAUGAGGGGAAAUCCCCGGGGGUUCUUUGUGUUCCACUCUGACGUCUGUUGUAACUUUCCUGUUGUGGAGAUGAACGCAUUCCAUGAGAAAGUCGCUAAGGGCAAAGGAUUUGUGAUCUUGGGAGCAGAGGCUAACGAGAGUCAGGCAAUCAACUAUGGCUGCAUUGCAGAGGACCCCGCCACACAUCAGGUGCUGCACUAUGUUGAGAAGCCCGAGACGUUUGUGAGCAGUAUAGUGAAUGCUGGGGCAUACAUUUUCACACCGGCAGUGUUUGACCAACUGGGCAAAGUGUUCCAAGCCAACCACGAGAAUGAGCUCAUUCCGGAGCAAGCAAGGGACACUAUUGACCUCGAGCGAAGCCUCCUCUCUCCAUUAGCCGGCACUGGGGAGCUGUUCGUCUACAAGAUGAAGACUGGAUUCUGGUGCCAGGUCAAGAACGCUGGUUCUGCAAUCUAUGCCAAUCGUCUCUAUCUGUCUCUAAUGAGUGAGAACCAUCCGGAGCUGUUGGCAAGACAACAGAGCUCUGACGAGGGGCCAUGUAUCAUUGGUGAUGUUAGAAUUCAUCCUACAGCCAAUGUGGACAGAUCUGCCACGCUGGGUCCUAACGUCUACGUGGGAGCUGGAGUCAACAUUGGUCCUGGGGCUAGGGUGAAGGAGGCCAUUGUCCUGGACAGGGCAGAGAUUCAGGACCACAGUUGCGUGUUGCACAGUGUGGUUGGGUGGAACUGUGUGUUGGGGGAGUGGUCUCGUGUCGAGGGGUACCCCUGUGAUCCAAACCCUAAUGACCCUCUGGCCAGUGUGCAGAGCGAGAGUCUAUUCAAUCAGGAGGGACGACUCAACCCCAGCAUCACUAUACUAGGUGAAGGUGUGAGUGUCCACUCUGAGAGAAUGGUGCUCAACUCAAUAGUGCUGCCUCACAAAGACCUCUCCAACAACUACAAGAACCAAAUUAUCCUCUGAAGUGCACGAACAAACAUGCACCACUGUGUGUUGAUUUCUAACAAUUCGCAAAAUUAUGCUUGCUCAUAAACUCCUGUUGUUAUAUUAAACACUGUACAUAAUUAUAUACAUAAUCGUAAUAAUUUUGUUGAGUCAACAGUUAA